Messenger RNA from Puntigrus tetrazona (Sumatra barb), 1033 nucleotides. RefSeq lists its product as uncharacterized. Bases 169 to 984 code for a protein of 271 amino acids. NCBI's taxonomy places the organism in Eukaryota, Metazoa, Chordata, Actinopteri, Cypriniformes, Cyprinidae. The transcript has 6 exons. The record is from RefSeq and is a predicted model, not a curated record.
CCUCGUCACACGCCACCAGACCUGUCCAAUACCACCCUCCUCUCACACACACACACACACACAUACACACAAUCAAGGGGAUAGGGAACCGACUAGUCACUCAGAUCUCGCUAAACCUGUAGUUUAGACACACAGAAAACAAGACGCAUGAACUCAUGAACUUAUACAAUGUUCUUCAGUCUGCUGCUUCUGUUUGGUCUCAUCUAUCACAGUCACAGCGGUCAGUAUCUUUCUGGAAACAAAAAUCUACCAGUGACAGGAAAAAGAGAAGGCAAUCUCACUCUACUUUGUGAAAUUGAGGACAAAAACAUUUUUCAUGUUGAGUUAUUUGGUGAGUUAGGACCCAUUGAUGUCUGUCAGACUGAAGGAUGUGGACGAGUAUCUAAAACAGCAGCAUGUGACGUCCUCAUCAAGAAUCUGAGCUUCAGUGAUGCUGGGACACACACUUUAAGAGUCCAUUACAGUAAUAAUCAGACAAACCUGCCACAGAAUAGGAUAUACCAAAUACAUAUUCAUGAUGAGAUUACUGUGAAAACAGGCAAACCAAUAAAACUGCAUGUUCUGAUGUUCAACGCUCAUAAAGUGGAGAAGAACUCCAGUGAAGGCUGGAAGAAGGUCUGGGAGAGACGUCACGGGCUCUGGAGCGAUAGAAUGAAUGUCAGCGAGGAAGACCUGAUCAUUAAAGCAUUUACAGAUAAUGAUGCUGGAACAUACAGAGUUCUGGACGCUGAAGAUAAAACCUUGAUCACAGUGAACAUCACAGAAUCAGAUACAAAAUUAAAAGGGAAACUGGACAAAGAUGAAGACAAAACUGAUGGCACUAAAGAACAUGGGAUAUGGAUAUGGCCAGUAGUAGUGUGUUCUUUGAUUCUGGUUCUGAUUGGGAUUGGUUUCUUCAUAUGGCAAUGGCACAGAAAUAGAAAUGUCUCGCAGGAUUCAGUACAGGAGCGCUCAGUGGUACUGGAGAGACUCAAUCCUGACUGAUUGUGAUUAAACUCAGGGCUCUACAUUAAACCUUGAGCCUUAAACUACU